AAAAAUGAAAAAAAAAAACUACAAAAGAAAAAAGUAGUAGUAGAGAUGUGAAAAGUAACGCCGAUGGAUGAGUGAAGCUAUGUUUAGUAUCAUAUCAGUCCCUGGUGCCUUUAAGAGAAGCGUGAGCGGAGCCUAGAAACAUGAGGCGGGGACAGGAAAGUCUAAUGUGACGUACUGAGCAGAAACUGAAGUAGUAGAGACCCUGUGUAAAGGAGCACAAACACAGACUGCUUUCCUCUCCGUGUCACACAACGUAGAAGCAAGAUAUGGCUGCUACUGGCAGUGUGCUGUCGGAGGAGCAGCUUCUUUGCCCCAUCUGCCUGCAUUUGUUCAACCAACCGGUCUCCACUUCUUGCGGACACAACUUCUGUAGGGAUUGCAUUCAAGAAUACUGGCAGAGUGCUAAUCUGUCACAGUGCCCCGUGUGCAAGCAGACGUUUUACAGGAGGCCCGAGCUUAAAGUUAACACUUUAAUAUCCGAGGUGGCUUCGCAGUUCAAGAAGUCAUUGGAAAAGAAAAAUGAAAAUGAAGUUUGUGCUGUUGAUCAAUGUUAUGGACGUAAAGGAGCAGUUUCAUCUGAUGUGCACGUUGGCAAAACAGUCAAGGCUCUUCAAUCCUGCCUGGAGUGUUUGACCUCCUUCUGUGAAACCCACCUGAAGCCUCACCGUGUUCUAGGAAGCUUCAAGAAGCACCCCCUGAUCAACCCUACGAUGAACAUGCAAGACGGAGUUUGUGAGAAGCAUGGGAAAAUCCUGGACCUGUUCUGUAACACUGACCAGGUGUAUGUGUGCCAUACCUGUGUUAAAAAAGAGCACAAUGCCCAUCACACAGUACUUAUAGAGGAUGAGAGCAGAGACAAGAGAGCUCGCAUUAGAAGGAUGGAUGCAGAGGUGGAAAAAAUGAUCAAUGGCCGACUGGAGAAAAUCAGUGAAAUCAAUCAAACUAUUCAGCUCAGCAGAGAAAACACAGAAAGAGAGACUGAGGAGAGUUUGCAAGUCUUCAACAAUCUGCUCCACCUCGUCCAGAGAGGCCGUGCUGAGGUGCUGGAGGUGACUGAAGCAAAACUGAAGCGAGUUGAAAGCAAGGCCAGUGAAUUCAUCACAGAGUUGGAGCAGGAGAUUGAAGAGCUGAAGCAGAGAAAAGCAGAGCUGGAGCAGCUCUUAAACACCGAAGACAACCUUUACCUUCUCCAGAGCUCUCCAGCUUUCUACUCACUGCCAGCCACCAAAGACUGGUCUGACACCUGCGCAGAGAGUGCUGUAUAUGUGGGCACAGUGAGGAGAGCAGUCAGGAGAGCAGCACGUCAGUUGGAGGAGACUGCAAAGGCUGAACUGAAGAGGCUGUGUGAGAUCGAAUUUCGGAGGGCUCAGCAGUGUGCUGUGGAUGUGACUCUGGACCCUGAUACAGCACAUCCCAAGCUGGUGCUAUCUGAAGACAAGAAACAGGUCUACCAUGGUGACGUAGCGCUGAGCCUCCCAGACAAUCCAGAGAGAUUUUACCCUGGUGUGUGCAUUUUGGGCAAGGAGGGGUUCUCCUCCGGCAGGUUCUACUACGAGGUCCAGGUGAAAGGGAAGACAGAGUGGGAUAUAGGAGUUGCGCUUGAAUCGGUCAACAGAAAAGGAGGGAAUAUACUGAACCCUGAAAGUGGCUACUGGGCCCUGGGGAUGAGAAAGGACGAGAGUUACUGGGCCCUCAGCAGCACUCCUAUCUGUGUGCUUGUGGUCGAGCAGCCACAGAGAGUCGGUGUGUAUGUUGAUAUGGAGUCGGGACAGGUUUCUUUUUACAACGUGGACUCUGCUUCUCAUAUCUAUUCAUUCACUGGAUUCUCUUUCAAUGAGAGACUUUUCCCCUGCUUUAACCCUCGGCGUAACCAUUGCGGGGUCAACUCUGCUCCUCUGGUCAUCUUGCCUGUCAGCAUCUGAAGUCUGAAAACAUUUAAUCUCUUCCUGUUGUUUGAACACUGUCAACUAUUUUCAGAUGAAACUUAGCAAAGGUCUAGCGUGAUGUUUGUUGUUUGCCUUAAUAAAGUGUCUUUACUCUGCUGAA
This is a messenger RNA of Scatophagus argus, 2046 nucleotides long. Its product is annotated as nuclear factor 7, brain-like. The coding region runs from base 267 to 1922 and encodes 551 amino acids. Gene Ontology annotation, molecular function: zinc ion binding; protein binding. The transcript has 2 exons. The record is from RefSeq and is a predicted model, not a curated record. Lineage: Eukaryota; Metazoa; Chordata; Actinopteri; Scatophagidae.